AUGGAUUCUCUCAGUCUACAAUGCGGGCAACUGGAUUCGCCCGACUAUAAGAAUUUCAUCCUCUCCAUCGAGAACAGCAACAAAAUCAACGAUUCUAAUCCAAAACCAUCCAGUCUAAUCGUCUUCGGCAUUCUCCUCUCCUACCUCCCCCAACACAUCCGCAUCAUCUCGUUGAAAUCCUCGUUCGGAAUCUCCCCCUACUUCGUCCUCCUCGGCACAACCUCCGGCUCGUCCGCCCUCGCCAAUGUCGUCUCCCAACAACAGAGUCUCCACGACAUGUCGUGCUGCAAGCAAAUCAGCGGACUGGGCUGCUUCUCCGCCCUCCUAGGGAUCCUCCAAGUCGGCACUCAAUGUCUCUGCUUUUUCCUAAUCCUCUUCCUCUUCGUCCUCUUCUUCCCCCGCCACCAGCACUACGGCAUCGACCACCGCCGGACCACCCCAACCUACCGCACCGCCCUCACGGUCGCAGGCAUCUGCAUCGUCCACGCCCUCGUCAUGCUCAUCACCACCCUGGCCGUCGGCCUCCGCCGGCCCGAGGCCCUCCAGUCCUGGUCCAACUUCUGCGGCGUGCUCGCCGCCCUCCUCGCCUCGGUCCAGUACUUCCCGCAGAUUUACACGACGGUGCGCCUCCGCUGCGUCGGCAGCCUCAGCAUCCCGAUGAUGUGCAUCCAGACGCCCGGCAGUCUCGUGUGGGCGGGGAGCCUGGCGGCGCGGCUGGGGCGGGCCGGAUGGAGUACCUGGGGGGUGCUGAUCGUCACGGCGUGUCUGCAGGGGACGCUGCUGGCCCUAGGCGUGUGGUUCGAGUAUCUGGGUCCCGACAAGGGCCACGGCCACGACGACGAGGGUGACGCCUCGAAUAAGAAUCCCGCUAAUGGUGGAACGGGACCGGCCCGUGGUGUGGAAGCAGAAGACGGAGAAGGAGGCCAGGGCCGGGAUCACCCGUCCGAGGAGACGCCGCUUCUUGGGGGAUGA
Messenger RNA from Aspergillus aculeatinus CBS 121060, 972 nucleotides. Its product is annotated as PQ-loop repeat-containing protein. The record is from RefSeq and is a predicted model, not a curated record. Lineage: Eukaryota; Fungi; Ascomycota; Eurotiomycetes; Eurotiales; Aspergillaceae. The transcript is spliced from 3 exons. Bases 1 to 972 code for a protein of 323 amino acids.